GUGAAUCCGAAUCACUUCCUGCCGCGGGACCCGUUUCCAUGGGACACAGACCCCGCUGCUGCUCCUGGCCCGGCCCCCCUGUGCCCGGCCGGGGGACCCAGCCCCGGGCGCUGCCCGACCCGGAGCCGGGCAGCGUUAGUGCCUUUUGGGGAUACAUUUUACCCUGAGAAUCCAAGCCAGGCUCUCAGCCCUGGACCCCCUGUGGCAGGCUCAGCACUUGUGAAAAUCAGGCCAGGCUACAGAAUCAGGUCCACGUUUCGCUGGAGAUCGUCCCAUCCUCCCAGGGAAGGGAAAUGGCUGCAGCGGAGCCGGUGACCUUCGAGGAGGUGGCUGUGUAUUUCACGGCGGAGGAAUGGGCCCUGCUGGACCUGGGUCAGAGAGCCCUGUACAGGGACGUGAUGCAGGAGAAUUAUGAGACCGUGACCUCGCUGGGAUUUCCAGUUUCCAAACCAGACCUCCACUCCUGGCUGGGAGGAAGGGAGGAGCCGUGGGUCCCCGAUCUCCAGGGCUGUGAGGAAAGGGAGAUCCCAAGCGAUGCCCACACAGCAGAUGGUGGGACGGUGAAUGAGAACGAGGAGGAGAAUCCUCACCAGGAAGAUCCUGAGCGAGUGGAACCACAGGGGACGAUAUCAGGAAGAGGUGAAGGGGACGUUUCCGAGAGUCCCAAGCAGGGAGAAACCCGUGAGAGUCAGAGCAGUGCGGAGAGGCAGCAGGGAAACCACUCGGAAGAGACACUGGUUAAAUCCACUCACAGCAGAAGAGGAGUGAAGAAAGUCAAAGAAAUUAUUCAACACAGAAUCCCCACUGGAGAGAGACCCUACGUGUGCGGUGACUGUGGGAAAAGCUUCCGGUACAGAUCAGAGCUUAUUAGACAUCAGAGAAUCCACACGUGCGAAAGACCUUACAAGUGUCCAGACUGUGGGAAAAGCUACAGACACAGGUCAACCCUUAGUGGGCAUCGUACACUGCACACGGGAGAGAAGCCCUAUAACUGCCCUGACUGCGGGAAAAGCUUUGGUCAGCGCUCACUCCUUAUUCAACAUCAGAGACUCCACAGCGGGGAGAAACCCUACAAAUGCUAUGAGUGCGGGAAAAGCUUCAGUCGGAACUCAAACCUCCUGUCACAUCACAGAACUCACACAGGAGAGAAACCCUUUAACUGCCCUGACUGUGGGAAAAGCUUCAGAUACUGGUCAACCCUUUUCAAGCAUCAGAGAAUCCACACAGGAGAGAAGCCCUAUAACUGCCCUGACUGCGGGAAAAGCUUUGGUCAGCGCUCAGCCCUUAUUAAACAUCAGAGACUCCACAAAGGGGAGAAACCCUACAAAUGCAAUGAGUGCGGGAAAAACAUCAGUCGGAAACACCUCCGAUCACAUCAGAGAAUCCACACAGGAGAGAAGCCCUAUAAGUGCGCUGAGUGUGGGAAAAGUUUCAGGAACAGCUCAAUCCUUAUUCUCCAUCACAGAAUCCACACGGGAGAGAGACCCUAUGAAUGUAGUGAGUGCAGGAAAAGCUUCCGUCAGAAGAAUGCCCUUCUAUCACAUCAGAGAACCCACACAGGAGAGAGACCCUAUAAAUGUCUUGAUUGUGAAAAAAGCUUUAGGAACAAGGCACACCUUAUUAGACAUCAGAGAACUCACACAACAGAGCGACCCUAUGAAUGCCUGGAGUGCGGGAAAAGCUUCCGUGAGAAUUCGCAAUUUCUAUCACAUCAGAGAAUCCACACAGGAGAGAGACCCUAUAUCUGCCCUGACUGUGGGAAAAGCUUCAGGCAGAAUUCACACCUCCUAUUACAUCAGAGAAUCCACCCAGGAGAGAAACCCUAUAACAGCUCUGACUGUGGGAAAAGCUUUGGUCAGCGCUCACCCGUUUUUGAACAUCAGGGACUCUACAUGGGAGAGAAGCCCUACAAAUGCAGUGAGUGUGGGAAAAGCUUCACUCGGAAGUAUUCCCUUCUCUUACAUCAGAGAACCCACACGGGAGAGAGACCCUAUAACUGCCCUGUCUGCAGGAAAAGUUUCUAUGAGAGAGCAGCCCUUAUUCAACAUCAGAGAAUCCACACGGGAGAGAAACCCUACAAAUGCAAUGAGUGUGGGAAAAGCUUCUGUCGGAACACAUACCUCCUAUCACAUCAGAGAAUCCACACAAGGGAGAAACCCUAUAACUGCUCUGACUGUGGGAAAAGCUUCAAUGAGAGCUCAGCUCUUAUUGAACAUCAGAGACUCCACAUGGGAGAGAAACCCUACAAAUGCAGUGAGUGUGGGAAAAGCUUCACUCGGAAGUAUUCCCUUCUCUUACAUCAGAGAACCCACACGGGAGAGAGACCCUCUAACUGCCCUGUUUGCGGGAAAAGUUUCUAUGAGAGAACAGCCCUUAUUCAACAUCAGAGAAUCCACAUGGGAGAGAAACCCUAUGAAUGCACUCAAUUCCUAACUUUAAGAGCUACUGAGAACUGGCAACUCCGUCAGUCCCUGUAUCUUGCACUCACCCACGGUGCUGCCUUUGCAUGCGAGUCCGAAUUACCUGCUGGUGAGAGAAACUUCCUGACAUCCCUCUCCCUUGGGACAUCACACUGCGUGUGUGAGCGAGAACAGCCAUCUUCUAACUUCACAUGCUCACUUCAGUCUUUGUGUGGGUGAACACGUCUACGUUAAUUUUAAUGCUGUUGUGUGUUUCUAGUUACAGAGUUGUUUAAUGUGUUCCUGCAUUACACUCCAGACUAGCCUCGUGAGAGCUUCAUUAAUUCCUGUUUUACCUUUGCCUAUUUUUAAUUUAAAAAAAGCCGGGUACGUUGUGGUAGUUCUCUUUCUAUAUUUGAAUAAUACAGUGCUCACCCAUGGAUGUAUGGUAUUUACCUUUAAUAACAAAUAAAUGAUGUAAUAAUGGCUUUGCUAGCUUUCAUGUAGUUGACUCUCCUUUAAAUUCUAUGACCUUAGCCAACCUACCUAGUUUCGUCCAAAUUCCUUUUCAGUUUAAAGGUUUAAAUAUCAAGUUGAAUUAUAGUUGUUGUAAUCUAGUUACUUCACUGAGUUUAUUCUUAUUUACCUGAUACUAUUUCUUUAUAAAGUUCAGCUGCAGAGCCGGCCCUACGGGGGUGCGGGGCCCGGGUCAGAAGUGACGUCACUUCUGGGAUCAACCGUGCCGGGUAGGGGAGGCUGGGGCAGCCAGUGCUGCCCCAAACAGCCAAGCACGGCCCUGCCCUGCCCACACUCGGGACCCUGAGGGGCAGCUUCAGCAGCGCCGCUGGGCUCCAGGCCGGGAGCGGGGGCCACGGUGCCCCCCUUCCAGAGGCUGCAGCAGCGCCACCGUGUGCUCCCCCCGGUGCACUCUCCAGCCUCUCCCUCGGGUGGAAGGGACGGAGCUGGAUGGUGCCUCCCCCAGCCCGCGGUUCUCCUGCUGCCCGUGUGGCGCUGGCCCACAGGGCCCCCAAAGCACAGGGCCCAGAGCGGUCGCCCUGAUUCGCCCUGAUUCUGUUCCACUGUUGAACUAUUUAGCUACUAGUUCAUCUUAAAUAGGAUAUACAACCUGUUGAUGCUCUUCGUGAAUACCAUUGUGGAUAAUACACACAGUUCUUUGGCUGUUAAAGCACUAGUCCAUUAACGAAAGCUAACCAACCUUGCUUUAAUUUACUUUCUAUUUUAGAAUGUCAUGUUUAGCUAAGAGGUUACGUUUAGCUAUAUUGUAUCACUUGAUUUAUUUACUGUUUUAAUCUUUUGUAUCUCAUUUGUAUAAACCUUGUUGAUUGAAUUGUUUAUUGGUUUCCUCCUAAUUGAUUAAGCAAUUGAUUAUUUAAAUAAAUAUUUAUCUAUUUCAAAUUCAA
Messenger RNA from Chrysemys picta bellii (western painted turtle), 3820 nucleotides. The record is from RefSeq and is a predicted model, not a curated record. Lineage: Eukaryota; Metazoa; Chordata; Testudines; Emydidae.